Messenger RNA from Apaloderma vittatum (bar-tailed trogon), 1417 nucleotides. It is a transcript of the gene DUS1L, whose product is annotated as dihydrouridine synthase 1-like (S. cerevisiae). The annotation marks the transcript as partial. NCBI's taxonomy places the organism in Eukaryota, Metazoa, Chordata, Aves, Trogoniformes, Trogonidae. Gene Ontology annotation, molecular function: tRNA dihydrouridine synthase activity; flavin adenine dinucleotide binding. The transcript is spliced from 12 exons. Gene Ontology annotation, biological process: tRNA processing. The record is from RefSeq and is a predicted model, not a curated record.
UUCUGUGCCAAUGACCCUGAAGUGUUUGUUCAAGCAGCACUGUUGGCUCAGGAUUAUUGCGAUGCCAUAGACCUAAAUUUGGGUUGCCCUCAAAUGAUUGCAAAGAGAGGUCACUAUGGAGCAUUUCUGCAGGAGGAGUGGGAUCUUCUUCAGAGAAUGAUUUUACUGGCUAACGAGAAGCUCUCUGUCCCCAUCACAUGCAAAAUCCGCGUUUUCCCCGAAAUUGCCAAGACAGUGAAGUAUGCACAGAUGCUGGAGAAAGCUGGCUGCCAGCUGCUGACUGUGCAUGGUCGUACUAAAGAACAGAAAGGACCGCUUGCUGGUGUGGCAUCUUGGGAGCACAUUCAAGCUGUCAGAAAAGCUGUAAGCAUUCCUGUCUUUGCAAAUGGAAACAUCCAGUGUCUGAAAGAUGUAGAAGAGUGUAUUCGUAAGACAGGAGUGCAUGGUGUCAUGAGUGCAGAAGGUAAUCUUCAUAACCCAGCUUUGUUUGAGGGCCGAAACCCAUUGGUGUGGGAGAUGGCUGAGGAGUAUCUGGAGAUAGUGCAGAAGUACCCUUGUCCAUUGUCUUAUGUUAGGGCUCAUCUCUUCAAGCUCUGGCAUCACACGCUUCAAGUUUACCAGCAGCUGCGUGAAGAAUUAGCAAAAGUGAAGACUCUAGAGGGCAUUGUAGAUGUCAACAGGGAGCUGAAACUACGAUGUCAGGAAGAAAUAGCUAAUCAGAAAGAAGGAGAAAAGCCAAAAGAGGGGUUGCCUUUUUUCCACUGGAUCUGUCAGCCGUACAUCAGGCCAGGGCCAAAGGAGAGAUGCAAGGAGAAUGGAGCCAGUGGAACCGAAAAAGGCGUGCGAGGAAAACGUGCUCUGGAAGAGGAAGAAGAUGGAAAUUCUGAGUUUCUGUCAAAGAAUAAACAAAAAAAGAAGUUAAGAAAUCCAAAUAAAAGCUUUGAUCCAUCUUUAAAACCCAAAUAUGCGAAAUGUGAUCAAUGUGGAAACCCUAAGGGCAAUAAAUGUGUAUUUAACAUGUGCCGAGGAUGCUGUAAGAAAAGAGCAUUCAAAGAGACAGCAGACUGUCCAGGUCAUGGAUUACUUUUUAAGACCAAAUAUGAAAAAUCCCUUUCAUGGCAGAGUAGUCAAAGAAUAAUUCAAAGCCCAGAGCUCAGUCGGAGAGGAGAUGUAGAUGUGGGAGACACGGCUGUACUGAAGGAGGCUGCUGAUCGUGCAGUGUGAAACUUCGGAAAUGAAUAGUUCAGAGCUCCUGCCAGGCCUCUGCUUCCCUGGGCCAAAGAACAUGCUGUCUCCAGCUCACCGUCAGCUGUGUGAACUUGUUCCACAGGUUUAUUUUAAGUUCUGGAAAAGUUUUAUUUAAGUAAAAAGCUGCUUACUCAGGGAAUAAUCCUGCAUUUUAAAUAAAAAGGAUGCA